AUGGCUGAACAAGUGAAGAGGUUGUCAAAGAGCUCCAAACAAGGUGUACAAGAAUUUAAGAAUGAGGUUGCAUUGGUAGCCAAACUUCAGCACAGAAAUCUUGUCAGGCUUCUGGGAUUUUGUUUGGAAGGAGAAGAAGCCAUACUUGUCUAUGAAUAUGUGCCAAACACAAAAUCCAAAAAACGAGAACAGCUAGAUUGGUCGAGCCGUUGCAUGAUAACAGGAGGAAUCGCUCGAGAAAUUCUAUAUCGUCAUGAAGAUUCAAGGCUUAGAGUUAUACAUCGUGACUUGAAAGCGAGCAAUAUCUUGUUAGAUGGCAAGAUGAAUCCAAAAAUAUCAGAUUUUGGCAUGGCGGGAAUGUUUGGAGUUGAAGAUCAAACUCAAGGAAACACCAAAAGAAUUGUUGGCACCUAUAAGUUCCUUCAUCUAUCUAAUUAA
Messenger RNA from Prunus armeniaca (apricot), 438 nucleotides. NCBI's taxonomy places the organism in Eukaryota, Viridiplantae, Streptophyta, Magnoliopsida, Rosales, Rosaceae. The record is from the annotation of a GenBank genome assembly.